This is a messenger RNA of Daphnia carinata, 661 nucleotides long. It is a transcript of the gene Vha13, whose product is annotated as V-type proton ATPase subunit G-like. Lineage: Eukaryota; Metazoa; Arthropoda; Branchiopoda; Diplostraca; Daphniidae. Gene Ontology annotation, biological process: proton transmembrane transport. Bases 128 to 481 code for a protein of 117 amino acids. The record is from RefSeq and is a predicted model, not a curated record. Gene Ontology annotation, cellular component: vacuolar proton-transporting V-type ATPase complex. Gene Ontology annotation, molecular function: proton-transporting ATPase activity, rotational mechanism. The transcript has 3 exons.
AGGAAGUCACGAGAUUGUACACACAAGAACUAGCUAUCAAAGAUUCGUGUCAGCCAAAGGAAGCAAGUUCAUACUUUCCGUUCUUCUAAAAUUUUCAACAGUAACUUAGCUUCAUUCUAGCAUCAAAAUGGCUAGUCAAACCCAAGGUAUCCAACAACUAUUAGCUGCCGAAAAAAAAGCUGCAGAUAAAGUUGCUGAAGCCAGGAAAAGGAAAGCACGCAGACUCAAGCAAGCCAAAGAAGAAGCUCAAUCAGAAAUUGAAGCCUAUCGCCUUGAAAGAGAAAAGCAGUUCAAGGAAUUUGAAUCAAAGCAUUUGGGAUCUCGAGAUGAUGUGGCAGCCAAGAUUGACAAGGACAUGAAGAUGAAACUAGAUGUCAUUAACCGUUGCAUGGCUUCCAACAAAGAGCUUGUAAUCCAGCAGAUUAUGAGCUAUGUCUAUGAGAUUAAGCCAGCUAUCCAUAAGAAUAUCCGUGUAGAUUAAAUGUGCAUUCCAAAUGGCCAGAAGGGGAACUCGAUCAUAGUUAGCUCUGCAGACCAUCAGAACACUUUUAGCAUGUUUGUUUGGUGAAUGUUAUGUUUACUUUAAAAAGAAAUUUGUUUACUUGUAUGUUCAAUCUUCAAAUAUUGAUAAAUAAACGUAGUAACCACAAAAACGAAAAAA